UUGGAGAUUUAAACAAACAAUAUAUUUAAGAGCUCUCUUCUUUCCAAAUAAAGAAAUACAUCUUGUAAAAAAUUUAUUAUUAUUUUAAAGCAUAUGUGUAUAGUUGUUCCCUUUUCAUACAAUUUGAGGAGUUGACAAACCUUUGUUUGGAUGAAUCCAAGAAGUUUACCCGUGGCUGGCUCUCUGGAUUCUCCUGAUCCAGUUUUGGAAAGGGUUCUUACAGAGGAUACUAAUAACAGUAGCCAAGGCGGGGAGAGGAACUUCUUAGCUCAUCAACCAAUUUUGCUGGAUCAGGUCUCCAAUUCUUUCAGAAGAGAAGUAGUGAACAGAUCCUUUUCCAUGAAGGUUGCGAAUAGAAACGAUGAAGAUUUGGAAAAUGGGAUGUUGGAGAAAGAUACGGAGAAGUCAGUACGCAGCAAUAAAGUUGUUACAGUGCACAACAAGGCCUUGCUAUCUGGAGUCGCUUACUGUAUUUCUUCCUGUAGCAUGAUAUUAGUGAAUAAGUAUGUACUUUCCAGCUAUGACUUUAAUGCGGGGAUAUCAUUGAUGGUCUAUCAGAAUUUUGUCUCAGUGGUGGUGGUUUCUUCCUUGAGAGUUUUUGGGAUAAUUUCUACGGAACCACUUACUUGGAGGCUAGUCAAAGUCUGGUUGCCUGUUAAUGUUAUAUUUGUUGGGAUGCUUAUAACAAGUAUGUUCAGUCUAAAGUACAUCAAUGUUGCUAUGGUCACUGUCCUGAAGAAUGUCACUAAUGUGAUAACUGCUGUUGGUGAGAUGUAUUUAUUCAACAAAACCCACGAUAACAGAGUUUGGACUGCUCUUUUUCUGAUGAUUAUUUCAGCAGUUACUGGAGGAAUUACCGAUCUUUCUUUUCAUGCCAUUGGUUAUACAUGGCAGAUCAUUAAUUGUUUCUUGACAGCAUCAUAUUCUUUGACUCUUCGCAGGGUCAUGGACACUGCCAAGCAGGUGACUAAAUCUGGGAACCUGGAUGAAUUCUCCAUGGUCCUGUUAAAUAACACUCUUUCACUGCCUUUGGGCAUUUUGCUUAUAUUACUUUUCAACGAGGUGGAUUAUCUUUCUAGAACACCACUGUUACAAUUACCAACAUUCUGGUUAGUGACAACCUUUAGUGGAUUUUUGGGAUUAGCAAUUAGCUUCACAUCCAUGUGGUUUCUUCAUCAAACAAGUGCCACUACUUAUAGUCUUGUCGGAUCACUAAAUAAGAUACCUCUCUCUGUUGCUGGUAUUUUCCUUUUCCAUGUUUCAACCAGUCUGGAGAACUCUGCCAGUAUAUUAUUUGGGCUGUUGGCUGGAGUAUUUUUUGCCCAAGCAAAGAUGCAGGAUAAAUCUCAAACUCGAUCCUGAAUGUCAAAACUAACACCCUUUACUUUGUAAAUUAUGUCUUCACUUGAAUUGUAAAGCUUGUUGUAUACCAAAAACUAUGACAUGAUCAAUCAAUUCAAGAGAUAGUUCAAGAUUUUCAUUCAUCAAGAA
Solanum dulcamara is the source of this 1491-nucleotide messenger RNA. Its product is annotated as GDP-mannose transporter GONST1-like. Gene Ontology annotation, cellular component: Golgi apparatus. NCBI's taxonomy places the organism in Eukaryota, Viridiplantae, Streptophyta, Magnoliopsida, Solanales, Solanaceae. Gene Ontology annotation, molecular function: GDP-mannose transmembrane transporter activity; antiporter activity. Bases 151 to 1362 code for a protein of 403 amino acids. The record is from RefSeq and is a predicted model, not a curated record. The transcript has 10 exons.